This is a messenger RNA of Phanerochaete carnosa HHB-10118-sp, 402 nucleotides long. RefSeq lists its product as uncharacterized. The record is from RefSeq and is a predicted model, not a curated record. NCBI's taxonomy places the organism in Eukaryota, Fungi, Basidiomycota, Agaricomycetes, Polyporales, Phanerochaetaceae. The transcript is spliced from 3 exons. The coding region runs from base 1 to 402 and encodes 133 amino acids.
AUGGCGAUCGGGUUCUACACUAUCGAAGAGCUGGCACAAUGGCUGACACGGAGGCAGUACGUCGAUUUCUUGCAGAUCUUUCUUACCGCCCGCCACCUUGUCUACCUUUCGCAGUCCUAUCCACCACAUUCAGCCAUGCUCGCCUUCACCACUGAACUCGUUCUCUGCGUACUCUCUGUGCUGGUAAUUUCUGCGUCGGCAGUGCCCGCUGCACCGACCAAAGUGGGGAUGGACUUGCCCAAGGGUGUCCCGAAGGUGAACGAUCACACUGGCGCAGCUAUAAACGUGCCUCACAAGAAGCGUGCCAUCUGCGAGUUUGCCGUUCCUGGAGAAUACCCGGGACCCGCGAAUGAGCCUUUCGCCGGUGCUAAUCCAGUUCGGAGGGAGGUGUGUCACGAGUGA